AUGGGUCGCUUACUAGGCUUAGAAUUAAAUAAUUUCAAGUCCUAUAGAGGAACGAUAAGUAUAGGUUUUGGAGAUUCAAAUUUUACCAGUAUCAUAGGUCCCAAUGGCUCUGGUAAAUCAAACCUUAUGGACGCCAUCUCUUUUGUGCUUGGCGUGAAAAGUGUACAUUUAAGAUCGCACCUACUCGCUGAUCUCAUCUAUCGAGGCAGCCUCUCCCACGAAGAGGACAGCGCGACUGGAGCCGAAGUGCAGGGUUCCUCGAAAGAUCCUGUUUCUGCGUAUGUUAAGGCUUUCUACACUCCGACCAAUCAAGCGGAGGAUUGCGUUGAACUUUGCCGAACUAUAUCUAAGGAGCACGAUAGUACAUACCAAAUCGAUGGGAAGAUAGUGAACUACAAGAAAUACAGUGAUUUCCUGGAAAGCCAAAACAUCCUCAUUAAGGCACGCAAUUUUCUUGUCUUCCAAGGUGACGUUGAGCAAGUGGCUUCACAAAAGCCUCAAGAACUUACCACACUGUUCGAACACGUCUCAGGCUCCAUUCAAUACAAGCAGGAGUAUGAUCAAUUGCGAGAAGACCUUGAAAGGGCAAGAUCUGCGACUUCUGAUGCAAUACAGUCCAGGAAGCGAGCUCAUGCCGGCCUUAAAAGCUUUAAAGAAGGUGCAAAUAGGGAUGAAGAGUACAGAAAAUACAUGGAAGAACGCACUGUGGCUCAGCAACGUUACAUUGUCUGGCAACUAUAUCAUCUGAAAGUUCAAAAGGAUGCAAUGACCGAAGACCUCGAGAAAUCAACGGCAGAGCUUCGUGACUUUGAAGCACGUUUGGCUACUGAAGAAGACUUAUUGAAAAAGAAGCAGAGCUCGUUUGCAAAAGCGCAGGCAAUUGUGGCCAAACAAAAAACGAAGCUCGUUGGAAGAAUAAACACCAGAGACUCGUUGAGCUCGUCAUUGCUACCUUUGAUGAGCUCGAAAUCAGGCGUAGAGAAACAAAUGGUUGCAGCAAAGGCCAAAAUCGACAUCUUGCAAAAAGAUGUGGAGAGGCAACGUACCCUUUUGGAGCAAUACACUCAUCAACUCAAUGUUGUGCGGAGGGCCAAAGAUAGUUUUACCAGUGAAAUUCAGGAUAUCGCCCGAACCCGUGGCAACUAUACACUAAGCUGCGAUGACCUUCAAAAAUACGAAGAGCUACGAGAAGAAUUUCUGAGCUCUGGCGGCUCCAAAAUCGAAGAUCAGCUCCUCCUCGAAAAAAACGAUAAGAAAGAACUUCUACGUGACAUUGAACUCUACAAUCAGAAACUUGAGGAAUCGAUAGUCAAGGUCAAUGAAGAUUUGGGCGUGCAACAAGAGAACUUAGAGGCUGAAGUAACUGUGCUAUCGAAGGAGCUAAACGAAAAAAAUGCCGAGGUUUCAAAGCUUGUCAAGAAAUUGAGGGAAUGUCAAUCGCGGGCCGAAUCGAACAGCAAUAGGGAAUAUGAGAUGAAUUACAGGCUGAAGGAAACACUUUCCAAGCUAGAUGAUAUGGAUGCCACACAAAGGGAAACGGCGAAGGAGAGGAAACUCAGAGAAAAUGUGGCCACGCUGCGAAGGCUAUUCCCUGGCGUCAAGGGCCUUGUACAUGACCUUUGUCGUCCAAAGAAGGAGAAAUAUGCAACAGCAGUAUCUACAGUCCUUGGGUAUAACUUUGACUCUGUUAUCGUCGACAACCUGUCAGUCGCGAGGCAGUGUAUAUCUUUUCUCAAAAAGCAGCGUUCGGGCAUAAUUUCGUUCAUUCCGCUCGAUACAAUCUCUGUCAGUAAGGUUUCUAUUGCGUCCGUACAAGCGCAAGGAUGCUCGCUUGCAAUCGAUGCUAUUGAAUACGAUCCCGAGUUAGAGAGGGCAUUUCAGUAUGUCUGCUCUGAUGCAAUGAUCUGUGAUUCACUCUCCAUCGCCAAAGAGAUGAAAUGGAAGCGUGCCAUUAGGUCCAAGUUGGUAAGUUUGGACGGUUCAAUCGUCCAUAAAGCUGGCUUAAUGACUGGUGGCACGUCAAUAAUUUCGGGGAACAGGUGGGAUAAAGAGGAAUACCAAAGUUUGAUUUCAUUAAAGGAUACUUUGCUGGACGAAAUUGCUGAACUAUCUAGAUCUGCCCGAUUGGAUCUUGAAACAAUUCGAAAUUUUGAAAAUGACCUUUCUGUGUUGAGCGCAGAGACCACAGAAUUAAAAACACAAGCUGCCCAUGCUCAAAGGAUGCUGAAAGAAAAGAAAGUCGAAAUAGACUACCAGAGAAAACUCGCGGAGCAAGAGUUCAAACCAAAAAUCGAAGAACUGCAAAAAAGGCUUUCAGAACAUGUAGAAUCCAUCACCAAGUUAGAGAAAGAGAAACUUUCAUUGCAAAACACAAUUUAUAGCGACUUUGCCGAAAAGGUCGGUUUCACUGCCAGUGAAUAUGAAGCCCAUUCAGGAGAAGUGUUGCGGAAACAGUCUGAAGAUUUGCGAAAGCUGCAGCUGCAAAUGGCGAGUAGCGAAAAGAAAGUAGAAUUCGAAGCAGAGAGAUUGAGAGUGACUCAAGAGCGUCAACAGAAAUCGCACGUAGAGAUAGAAAAGGCCAAAAUAAAAAUGGAAUCACUUCUAGGCGACUGCAACAGUAUUUCCGAAGAAAUAACGGCAGAAGAAGCACUUAUUGUUGAGGACGAAGGAAAGUUAGAAAAGACCAAGGUGGAGGCCAAUAAGCUAUCACUAGGGUUGAAUGCACUCGAGGAAACCAUUCAAGAAUUGACCGAUUCUCUCAAUGUAUGCAAGAGCAAGCAAGCGGCUGUGUCAGAAGAUAUUGAGAAGCUGUCUCUGGAGAAAAUCAAUAUAUUGAAGAACUGCAAAAUGCUCAAUAUUAAUCUUCCGGAAGGAUCCUCGCCACUCGAUAUCAUAUCCCUUGAUAAGGUUGACGUGAACGCAGUGGAUACAGCAAACAGUUUUGAUGUUGAAUUUGGCAGCUUAAGCCGUAAAUUGCGCCAAAACGGUGAUGAAGAAAUCGGAGCCGAAUUCAAGAGGAGCAUCGAAGAGUUAAACGAGCUCCUGACGGUGCUGCAGCCCAAUUCCAAAGCCGCGGGGCGCUAUGAGGAUGCCAAGGUAAAGUACGACCAAAUUUAUGAAGAGACUGAGAAAUGUAAAAGGGCUGAAAAACAGAUCAACGAGCAAUUUGUUAAGGUGAGAAAUAACAGAAGAGAGGAUUUCCACCGUGCUUUCGACCACGUUAGCGGAGUGAUCGAGGAAAUUUACAGAGAGUUGACCAGAGAUCCGCAUUCUACAGCUGCCCUUGCCGGGGGAACCGCUAGCUUAACCUUGGAAGACGAGGAUGAGCCGUACAUGGCCGGUAUUCGAUACCACGCAACUCCCCCCACACAGAGAUUCAAAGACAUGGAGUAUUUAUCUGGCGGUGAGAAGACCAUAGCAGCACUAGCCCUUUUAUUUGCCAUCAAUUCGUAUCAACCCAGUCCCUUCUUUAUAUUGGACGAAGUCGACGCGGCGCUUGACAUCUCAAACGUGGAACGAAUUGCCACAUAUAUCCGCAAACAAGCCCAGACAGAUUUGCAGUUUAUCGUCAUUUCGCUUAUCAACACGAUGUUUGAGAAAUCUCAGGCACUCGUUGGCGUGUUUAGGCAGCAGAGCCAAAACACUUCGAGAGCUCUAACCUUAAAUUUGGAAAAUUUUGCUGAUUGA
This is a messenger RNA of Lachancea dasiensis, 3687 nucleotides long. NCBI's taxonomy places the organism in Eukaryota, Fungi, Ascomycota, Saccharomycetes, Saccharomycetales, Saccharomycetaceae. The record is from the annotation of a GenBank genome assembly.